This is a messenger RNA of Pelagomonas calceolata, 1363 nucleotides long. Lineage: Eukaryota; Pelagophyceae; Pelagomonadales; Pelagomonadaceae. The record is from the annotation of a GenBank genome assembly.
AUGGGUAAGACCAUCCGCGGCGCCCGUAAGGGCAAGAACUCCAUCUUCACGGCGCACACGCGCCUGCGCAAGGGCCCCGUGCGCCUGCGCAAGAUCGACUACGCCGAAAAGUGCGCGGGCCGCGUCCCUCUCUCGCGACUCUUCGACCGACCGAUUGGCGCAACGGCAGCGCGUCAGAUUCCAGUCCUGAAGGUUACGUGUUCGAAUCACGUAUCGGUCACAGCAGCACUGAGCCUCGGUGGUCCGGGGGGUGGACUUCAGUUCCACAGCCGUUUCGCGACGGAGCGGUUCGAUUCCGUCUGGGCUGCGACUGCUGGAUUGGUGUAGUGGUUAUCACGUCUGCUUUACACGCAGUAGGUCACCGGUUCGAGCCCGGUAUCCAGUAGAGAGCGUCGGAGAGAGCGCGCGAGGGCACGCCGGUCACGCGUUUUUUCCCCACUCGCAGGGAGGGCUACGUCAAGGGCGUCGUGAAGGCCAUCGUCCACGAGUCGGGCCGCGGCGCGCCCAUCGCGAAGGUCCAGUUCCAGAAUGCGUACCGGUAUCAGAGGGAUACGGAGCUCUUCGUCGCGGCCGAGGGCAUGCACGAGGGCGCGUUCGUGUACUGCGGCGCCAAGGCGCAGCUGGCGGUCGGCAACGUGCUGCCGCUGAAAGCGAUCCCCGAGGGCACGGUCGUGUGCAACGUCGAGGCCAAGCUCGUGCGCGGGCCGCGUCCGCUUCUCUUCAAUCCGACCGAUUGGCGCAACGGUAGCGCGUCAGAUUCCAGUCCUGAAGGUUACGUGUUCGAAUCACGUAUCGGUCACAGCAGCACUGAGCCUCGGUGGUCCGGGGGGUGGACUUCAGUUCCACAGCCGUUUCGCGACGGAGCGGUUCGAUUCCGUCUGGGCUGCGUUAUACACACCAUCGUCGAGAGGCGACAAGAGAGCUCCUGGUCACCCGCACGUCCACGCAGGGCGACCGCGGCGCGUUCGCGCGGUGCUCGGGCGACUACGCCGUCGUCGUGACGCACGACGAGGAGAAGGGCACGACGAAGCUGCGCCUGCCGUCGGGCGGCAAGAAGAGCGUCAAGUCCGUGUGCCGCGCCAUGGUCGGCAUCGUCGCGGGCGGCGGCCGCACGGACAAGCCCAUGCUCAAGGCGGGCCGGGCAUACCACAAGUAUCGCGUGAAGCGCAACGAGUGGCCCAAGGUUAGGGGUGUUGCGAUGAACCCCGUGGAGCACCCGCACGGCGGCGGCAACCACCAGCACAUUGGUCAUCCUUCCACUACUCGUAGAGAUGAUGUUGCGGGCAAGAAGGUCGGUCUGAUCGCGGCGCGGCGAACGGGCCGGCUCCGCGGCAUCAAGAAGACGGCGGUGGACAAGGACUAG